Anopheles nili is the source of this 862-nucleotide messenger RNA. Its product is annotated as 30 kDa salivary gland allergen Aed a 3-like. The record is from RefSeq and is a predicted model, not a curated record. The transcript has 4 exons. NCBI's taxonomy places the organism in Eukaryota, Metazoa, Arthropoda, Insecta, Diptera, Culicidae. Bases 22 to 786 code for a protein of 254 amino acids.
CGUACCAUUGUUAAACGAAAAAUGAAGUUCCUGCUACUGUUGGCCAGUGUGCUCUGCCUCGCGUUGAUCGUUAACGGUCGAGCGGCAAACGAUGCGACCAAUGAAGAGUCAUCGGCAGAUCAGGCUGAAGGCACCGAGGAUGAUGAUGCUGGCACUGACGCUAAGCAAGGAGAUGAACCGGACACAGAUGGCGAGACCAAUGCCAACGGAGAUGAAGCAGGUGGUGACGAUGCUACCGGAGAAGAAGAGGUAUUGGCUGAGGACGGUGAAGGAGACAAUGCGGAAGAUGCCGGUGAAAGUACAGGUGAAGAAGCCGGAGAAAGCGCAGGAGAAGAUGCCGAAAAGGACGCUGAAGAUGGUGACGAUCAAGCAGGUGGUGAAGAUACUGCCGCCGAAGGUAGUGACAGUGAAGGAGGUGAAAAGGAAGAUGCCCGAAACACCUAUCGUCAGGUGCACAAGCUGUUGAAAAAUGCCAUGAAGGUCGACCUGAAGGAUAGUUACUUGAAGUCAUACGUUUUGGCCCGCCUUCAGGAGCGACUGAUGAAUCCGACCAUUGAAUUGGUGGGCUCCAUCGAAAAGUACUCCAAGAUCAAGGAGUGUUUCAACUCGCUAGACAAGGACGUGAAGGAUUUGGUUAAGGAGUCGGAGAAAUCGUACAGCGAAUGUACUAAGGACGAGCAAAAGACCAAUUGUGGCAGUGAGGGAACACGCGAACUCGACGAGGGUCUUAUCGAGCGUGAGCAGGAGCUUUCCGACUGCAUCGUUGAUAAACGUGACGCACAAUAAUCGGAUGUACGAUACGCGUGCUGACAUGCUGAGCUGCUUUCAGUAAAAAUGGAAUAAAAAAUGCUGCAAAAAAAAA